CCAACGAAAAGAGUUACUUGAACCCGGCAAUUCGGCGCGGCUGGUAUUACUGACAAAUCACGGCAAGGCUCUUUAUUGUUCGCUUAAAAAGAUGCGACAUUGAUCAUGCAGUUGGUUCACUUCGGCCUACUCUUCUGCAUAAUUAACCACGGCCCGAACCUCUACCCUGGCAUGCCGAAAUGAGCUUAUUGGACACUGCCUAGACUCAUAUCCCUUCUAAUAGCGAUUGAUACCCUAGGACGAAAUGCUUAGCUGCUUUCGAUAGAUGGCGAGUUUCUAUGUGUUCAGGUAAUAGAGUCGUAAUUUCAUUUUCUCUUCUCAACGGUUCAUAGCCCAUUCAUCUACCUUAUUAUGUAUUGUUUCUAUAUACCAACCGAAGCUACUCGAUAUGACAAGUCUUCUCCUUAUUUUCGCAAUAGCCUCUCUCGCGCUUGCACAAUUCUCGAACCCCCCUCCUGGUCGAGUAACGUGGAAAGUCGGUGAUAUACAAAGUAUCAGUUUCAAAACAAAGUUCAAAAAAUUCUCCGUCGCUCUUUGGCAAGAGGCUCCUCAAGGAGGCUCAGCAACUCUCGGGCCUAUAUUAUUCCAGACUGUAAACAAUGCGGCGACUCAAUUUACCUGGCUUGUUCAGGCAUACGACUUUGACUUGAACGUAUCGAGCGUAUUCUUUUUCUGGAUGUUUGAGGGCGACCCUUCGUUUCAAGGCAACCGCUCAACUCCUCAGAUGUCUUCUGCAUUCUUCAAGUUAUCGAAUAAUGCCACGGUUAGCAAUGCAACGCAGACGACGCCACCGAGCACCUCGAUCGGCCAGGAGCCACUAUCUCCAACUAAUUUAGAUCCCCCUGCGGGAAGUAGCCAGGGUGAGGAUGUCCAGAAACAUUCCAACGGACUGAGUGCAGGGGCAAAGGCUGGAAUAGGGAUUUCCGUUAGCAUAACAGGUCUAGCGAUAAUCACAUGCAUCGGGUUAUAUAUUAGAAAAUUGAAGAAACAGGAUCAUCAUGUCGCUGACGAACCUGUCGGAAAUCCACAGCCAAUUCCCUCGAAGGAAACAUGGCAAAAUAAUACAGUUGCGGAAUUAGAUACUACACAGAGGCUAAGCUGUGCUGAAUUACCCUAAUAAUGUAUAUUGAUGGGUUUGUUAUGAGGUAGCGUUGGAGUUGUCGACUUGAGAUAUUUCUGAAACAAGUUGGACUAGGAUUCUAUUAAAAUAAGAGACUUGAUAUUUGGUAUUAAUUUUAUUUACCGUCUCACAUUUAUUUUCUCGGCUGUAACUAUCGGUGUUGAUAGGCACCUGAAGUAGAGUCAUAGAGCGAGACUACAUGACUAUUAUCCGCAAAUUUAGUUCCUCAGGUUG
Messenger RNA from Daldinia decipiens, 1354 nucleotides. RefSeq lists its product as uncharacterized. The transcript has 2 exons. Lineage: Eukaryota; Fungi; Ascomycota; Sordariomycetes; Xylariales; Hypoxylaceae. Bases 389 to 1117 code for a protein of 242 amino acids. The record is from RefSeq and is a predicted model, not a curated record.